GUCCCAGUUCGCUCCGAGUCGGCGAGCUCCCGCCUCCCCCCGCAGCUGAACCGGCUUCCGGUGGACAAGCUGACCAAGGUGCACGAGGCCUUGGAAGAGUUGAAAGCUGCCGGGCUCACGGACGUCAAGGACGGGAAGUCUGAAGCCACCUAG
Molecule: messenger RNA, 153 nt
Organism: Symbiodinium pilosum
Lineage: Eukaryota; Dinophyceae; Suessiales; Symbiodiniaceae
Source: the annotation of a GenBank genome assembly